AUGCCCCAAUCCUCAUCGCAAGGAGCCGCGUCGUCGCCACCGGAUCUAAAACGGAAACAGCCCACAAUCGCUAGCUUCUUCGGGAAGAAGCCGUCGCAGCAAUCGCCGAGUGGCGCGGGUAGCCAACCGCAACCAAAAUCGAAGGAGCGGGAGGAUUCGCAAGGGGAUAAGGAGAAUAAGAACCAAGUGGUGGAAGAAAAAGAGGAUGAGGACGAAGACGAAGAUAAUGAUGAGGAAGUAGUGGCGCCGGCGCCGAAGCGGGCAAGGGUUAAUGGGAGCCAGGACUUCGGCCGGAAAACGUCAGCUGCAGCUGCAGAAAAACAGGACCUGGCGGUGGCCGAUGCGAGUCAACGGACGGAUUUGUCGAAGUUUACCAGCUCGCCUGCUGUCGAUAUCGCCGCGGAGAAAACGCAAGACACCGACACCGACGAUCCGGAGGCUAAGAGACGACAGAAAGAAAAGGAAAAGCUGCACCAGAAAUUCGUCAAGAGACUCGGUGGCCCAGAUUGCUUGAUUGGAAUCGGAAGCGACGGAGUCAAUGAUGCCGGUGGCACCGAAGACGUCGCAGAAGCUGAAGACGACGAAGAACCCGCGAAACCGGCACCUAAAGGGAAAGCGACGAAGAAGGGCGGGAGUAAGCUGACACCGUUGGAGAAACAGGUUAUUGAUAUUAAGAGGAAGCAUAUGGAUACGAUAUUGGUGGUGGAGGUUGGGUAUAAGUUUCGGUUUUUCGGGGAGGAUGCGCGGGUUGCAGCGAAGGAGUUGAGUAUUGUUUGUAUUCCGGGGAAGUUGAGAUAUGAUGAGCAUCCGUCGGAAGCGCAUAUCGAUCGUUUCGCAUCCGCGAGUAUCCCCGUCCAUCGUCUGCAUGUACACGUGAAGCGCCUUAUCACGGCAGGAUACAAGGUUGGCGUGGUCCGACAAAUUGAAACGGCAGCUCUCAAGGCUGCCGGCGAUAACCGCAACGCACCGUUUGGCCGCAAGCUCACCAACCUCUACACCAAGGGUACAUAUAUCGAUGAUGUGGAGGGGAUGGAAGGUCCUGCUCCUGCUGCUUCGGAGGGGUCGCCAGCAACUGGAUAUCUGCUGUGCAUUACGGAGACGAAUGCGAAGGGUUGGGGGAAUGAUGAGAAGGUGCAUGUGGGAAUUGUGGCUGUCCAGCCGGCUACCGGGGAUGUGAUUUAUGAUGACUUUGAGGAUGGGUUUAUGCGGAGUGAGAUUGAGACGAGGUUGCUUCAUAUUGCGCCGUGUGAGCUUCUUAUCGUUGGUGAACUAUCCAAAGCAACCGAGAAGCUGGUUCAGCAUCUCUCCGGUAGCAAGCUGAACGUCUUCGGCGACAAAGUCCGCGUCGAGAGGACCGAGAAGAAGAAGACCGCAGCUGCAGAAUCCCACAGCCACGUUUCGAGUUUCUACGCUGAGAAAAUGAAGUCAAGCAAUGCCGCAGACGAUGCACAAGCAAGCAGCCUCCUCCAAAAAGUCCUCGGUCUCCCCGAACAAGUCACCAUCUGUCUGUCAGCAAUGAUCUCGCACAUGACUGACUACGGCCUCGAACAUGUAUUUGAGUUAACGAAGUACUUCCAGCACUUCUCUGCGCGCUCGCACAUGCUACUCAACGGAAAUACACUAGUCUCUCUCGAGAUCUACCAGAACCAGACUGACCAUUCGGCGAAGGGGAGUCUGUUCUGGACGUUGGACCGCACGCAUACGCGUUUCGGACAGAGGAUGUUGCGGAAGUGGGUUGGACGGCCGUUGUUGGAUAAGGAGAAGCUUGAGGAGAGGAUCAAUGCUGUGGAGGAGCUGAUGAGUUCUGAGAGGACGGUUUCGGUGGAGAGGGUUAAGGGGUUGUUAGGGAAGAUCAAGAGUGAUUUGGAAAGGAGUUUGAUUCGGAUUUAUUACGGGAAGUGCACUCGACCGGAACUCCUUACCGUUCUGCAGACGAUGCAGAUGAUCGCGCAGGAGUUUUCUGAUAUCAAGUCGCCGGCUGAUACUGGGUUCAAGUCUUCUGUUGUCAGCGAAGCUCUUGCGCCAUUGCCGACUAUCUUGGAAGAUGUGGUAUUCUUCCUGAAUAAGAUUAACAUGCACGCGGCCAAAAGCGACGACAAGUAUGCAUUCUUUCGCGAGUCCGAAGAAACGGAAGAAAUCAGCGAAGAGAAACUGGGUAUAGCCAGCGUCGAGCACGACCUAUCAGAGCACCGCACUGUUGCCGGUGAAACGAUAGGCAAGAAGAAGGUCGACUACGCCGCCGUAGCCGGCAUCGAAUACCUCAUCGAAGUUGAGAACAGCUCCUCGACCAUCAAAAGAGUACCUGCCUCAUGGGUCAAAGUCAGUGGCACCAAGAAAGUCUCACGCUUCCACACCCCCGAAGUGAUUCAACUCCUCCGCCAACGCGACCAACACAAAGAAGCAUUAGCAGCAGCCUGUGACAAAGCAUACGUCUUCCUCCUCGCAGAAAUAUCCACCCACUACCAAUCCUUCCGUGACAGCGUGCAAGCCCUCGCAACACUAGACUGUCUCAUCUCCCUCGCCACAAUCGCCAACCAACCCGGCUACUCGAAACCCGAAUACACAGACGAAACAUGCAUCCGCGUCGAACAAGGCCGCCACCCUAUGGUCGAACAGCUCCUACUGGACACCUACGUCCCCAACGACAUCGACAUGGCCUCCGACCAAACCCGAGCCCUACUCGUCACAGGACCAAACAUGGGCGGGAAAUCAAGCUAUGUCCGCCAAAUCGCAUUGAUUGCCAUCAUGGGCCAAAUAGGCUCGUACGUCCCCGCGCAAUCCGCAAAACUGGGCAUGCUCGACGCCGUGUACACCCGCAUGGGCGCAUUCGAUAACAUGCUUGCCGGCGAGUCAACGUUCAUGGUCGAGUUAUCCGAAACAGCAGAUAUCCUCAAACAAGCGACCCCGCGGUCCUUAGUUAUCCUCGAUGAAUUGGGCCGUGGUACAUCCACGCACGACGGUGUUGCCAUUGCACAGGCUGUGCUGGAUUACAUGGUUCGCUCGCUACGCAGUCUUACACUCUUCAUCACGCACUACCAACAUCUGUCGAAUAUGGUGCAUUCCUUCCGCGACCAUGAACUCCGUAACGUGCACAUGCGUUUCACGGAGUCCGGGACCAACACGGAAGAGGAGCAAAUUACGUUCCUCUACGAAGUGGGCGAGGGCGUCGCGCAUCGAAGUUACGGGUUGAAUGUGGCGCGUUUGGCGAAUCUACCGGCUCCGCUACUAGAUCUGGCGAAAAAGAAGAGUGCGGAGUUGGAGGAGAAGAUUAGGCGGAGGAGGUUGGGGGGUUUGGUUGCUGCUGUUGGGGGGGUGUUGGCGGGGGAUGAGAGUGAUGGGUUGAUUGAGAGGCUGGUUGGUAGUGCGGAGCAGCUGUAG
Molecule: messenger RNA, 3378 nt
Organism: Aspergillus chevalieri
Lineage: Eukaryota; Fungi; Ascomycota; Eurotiomycetes; Eurotiales; Aspergillaceae
Gene: msh3
Product: mismatch repair protein MSH3
Exons: 3
Coding region: 1-3378 (1125 amino acids)
Biological process (GO): mitotic recombination; mismatch repair
Cellular component (GO): nucleus
Molecular function (GO): ATP binding; ATP-dependent DNA damage sensor activity; mismatched DNA binding
Source: RefSeq, a predicted model, not a curated record